AUGUAUUUAAUAUUCUUUUCGCUACUAUUUUUAUCAUAUUGUCAAGAUCCUACAGUUUUUAAGGCAUCUGACAAGGUCUCUUAUAUUAUAAAGGAUAGAUUAUAACGACCAGCCGACUUGCUUUUCUUUACAGAAGGUCUAGCAUUUAUUGCAGAUGAUAUGUUAUUGGAGAGCACAGGUUUAUAUGGAGAUUCUGAGAUACAUUAUAUUGAUAAUGUUUUUGAUAAAUAAAACAUUGAACUAAAAUCACGAUAGCCUAUCGGAAAAUAAUAUUUUGGUGAAGGAUGUUCAAAAAUAUAAAACAAAAACGGAAAAGAUGAAAUCUAUAUGUUGACUUGGAAAGAGAGAAAAGCAUUUCUAUUGAAUAGCAAUUUGUAAUUAGUCUAAGAAUUAGAAAUACCAGGAGAAAUCUAAGAAGGAUGGGGUAUGACUACUUAUAAGAACAACGAAGGUGAAGAGAUGUUAUUAAUUUCUGAUGGAACUAACAGAUUGUACCAUGUAGACCCAAGCGACUUUAAAGUGAAGAAAACUGUAAGUGUUCGUUUGGAGAAUGGAAAUGAUCUUAAUAAAUUAAAUGAGUUAGAAAUUAUAGGAGAUGGAACAGUUUUAGCAAACAUUUAUGAAACUCCUUUAAUUGCUUAAAUAGAUCCACAUGAUGGAAGGUUAAUUGAUAUUCUUGACUUUACUGCAUUGAUCUAGGAUGUAGAAAGUGUGAAGGGAAAAGGAUAUGCUGACCCUAUGUUUAACAAGGUUCUAAAUGGGAUAGCAUAUAGAAAUGGCAAUUUAAUAUUAAGUGGUAAACAAUGGCCGUAUUUUUAUUAAAUUGAAUUAUAAUCAUAAUAAUAAUCAUGA
Molecule: messenger RNA, 852 nt
Organism: Paramecium primaurelia
Lineage: Eukaryota; Ciliophora; Oligohymenophorea; Peniculida; Parameciidae
Source: the annotation of a GenBank genome assembly